AUGAGCUACACCCAGUUUGCCUUCCCCUGGAUUUCUCUGGAAAGCAAUGCUGGAGAGGCACAGCAGGGCCUGAAGGAGCAGUACCGGCUGGGCUCGCUGCUGGGGCGCGGCGGCUUCGGCAGCGUCUUCGCGGCCACGCGGCUCUCGGACGGUGCCCCGGUGGCCAUCAAAAGGGUGCCACGGGAGCGCGUCCGGCACUGGGGCGAGCUGCCCGACGGCACCAGCGCACCCCUGGAGAUCGUGCUGCUGGCCAAGGUGUCCACUGGCUUCCCUGGUGUGGUCCAGCUGCUGGAGUGGCUUGAGCUCCCCAACGAUGUCUUGAUGGUGCUGGAGCGCCCGGAGCGGUGUCAGGACCUGCAGCAUUUCAUUCGGGCACGGGGCUUCCUGCCCGAGGAGGUGGCGCGGGAGCUGUUCCGCCAGGUGCUGGAGGCCGUGCGGCACUGCACCAGCUGCGGGGUCCUGCACAGGGACAUCAAACCAGAGAACAUCCUGGUUGACCUGGCCACCGGGCAGGCCAAAUUGAUUGACUUUGGCUGUGGCACGUACUUGCAGGACACAGCCUACACUCACUUUGCAGGAACACGGUCAUACAGCCCCCCGGAAUGGACCCACUUUGGCUGGUACUAUGGCAGGCCAGCUACCAUCUGGUCCCUGGGCAUCCUGCUGCACCAGAUGGUCUGUGGGGAGCACCCUUUCAGGAGGGGCCAGAACAUCAGCUGGGACCAUCAGCUCUCGCUGCCAUGA
Molecule: messenger RNA, 744 nt
Organism: Haemorhous mexicanus (house finch)
Lineage: Eukaryota; Metazoa; Chordata; Aves; Passeriformes; Fringillidae
Product: serine/threonine-protein kinase pim-1-like
Exons: 6
Coding region: 1-744 (247 amino acids)
Biological process (GO): negative regulation of apoptotic process; protein autophosphorylation
Cellular component (GO): cytoplasm
Molecular function (GO): ATP binding; protein serine/threonine kinase activity
Source: RefSeq, a predicted model, not a curated record